GGGCCCAAGGAUGCCAAGGAGAGGAAGGGGAAGAGGAGCGAGGAUAGGAAGAAGGAGAGAAUCCCAGCAGCGGAGAGUGACCGCCCCGCACCAGGACCAGAACCCAUGGACGUAGGGGAGGCUCCCCCAGUAUUGGCCCGGGCCGCCACCGAGCCGCUACCAGGGACAGGGCUGACCACACCACCACCUCCCACCCUGGUGGCUGAAAGACCUCUAACGCCAGGAGGGUCCCUGGAACUGCUGCUAGAGGUUCCCAAAGAGAUGGCCGCGAAAAUCCAGGCCAGGGCAGCGGCAGCAGAUCCCCCAUCACACAGCAGUGAGGUCAUCGUUCCCCUCGCCUGCCGAGAGGUGGUAAUCCCACCCCAAGGAGGUGAGACAGUUAUUCCACCCCGAGGCGGUGAGGCAGUCAUUCCACCCCUGGGAGGUGAGGCUGAUCACCAGGUCAAAGAGGUGGAAGGCCCCACGACUGAGGUUGCCACCGAGGACGAUGACGUGGUUUACGUCCCACCUUCAGCUCCCUCAACCCAAGAGACAGCCAACAAGGACCAGCCUCAAGCUUCCAGCGGCCAACGGUUCGCCCUGGCCCCGGCGCCACGGCCAUCGAAGCCCAGGAGUUCACAGAGGACGCUCCGGCCAGAGGGGAAGGAGUACUGGGCAUGCCUCAGGCCCUUCCUGGAAGACGUGUGGAGGGUGGAGUCCCGUAACCCUGGGUUCGUCAGUGCCCUGCAGACACUGGCCCUACUGCCACAUCAGUACCCGGCCAACAUAAGG
This is a messenger RNA of Fopius arisanus, 771 nucleotides long. RefSeq lists its product as uncharacterized. The transcript has a single exon. The annotation marks the transcript as partial. The record is from RefSeq and is a predicted model, not a curated record. Lineage: Eukaryota; Metazoa; Arthropoda; Insecta; Hymenoptera; Braconidae.